Molecule: messenger RNA, 1139 nt
Organism: Pomacea canaliculata
Lineage: Eukaryota; Metazoa; Mollusca; Gastropoda; Architaenioglossa; Ampullariidae
Product: ketohexokinase-like
Exons: 8
Coding region: 17-1027 (336 amino acids)
Biological process (GO): fructose metabolic process
Molecular function (GO): ketohexokinase activity
Source: RefSeq, a predicted model, not a curated record
GCUAUUACUCUAGCGAAUGGAAAAGACGCGAAGGCAGCAGCGAAAGUAUGUUGACUUUUUCCCCCUACACAUGCUUUUAAAUAUCAAGGAAAUCAUGGAAGGCUGCAAAGCUGGUACACAGAAGAAAGUGCUGAGCAUAGGAUUGGUGUGCCUGGACAUCAUCAAAGUUGUGUCAGAUUUUCCAAGAGAGGACACUGAUCAGAGAUGCCUUGACUGCUUAUGGAGAAGGGGAGGGAAUGCUUCCAACUCUGCAUCUGUGCUGUCCCUUCUUGGAGCCUCAUCAGAAUUCUUGGGUUCAUUUUCAGCAGGCCCUUAUCUGCAAUUCUUGCAGUCUGAUUUCAAGGAAUAUGGCAUAAGCAUCACACACUGUCCCAUCUAUACUGAGACAGACAGUCCUGUGUCUGUGGUUAUAGUGAACAGAAAGAGUGGUUCACGAACUAUUUUACAUACCAAUAAAAAUUUGCGGGAACUGUGCUUUGAAGAUUUCAAGAAGAUUAAUGUAAAAGAUGCCUAUUACUCUUGGAUCCAUUUUGAAGGGCGUUCAAAUGUGUCAGAAAUAAAGAAGAUGUUGCUUUAUCUAAGAGAACAUAAUGAUGCAUCAAAUGAAUCCAAUCACAUCACUACAUCCCUUGAAGUUGAAAAACCAGAAAGAUAUUCAGAGCUGAGAGGUUUGAUGGAUCUGGCAGAUUAUAUCUUUGUUAGCAAAGAGGUUGCUCAAAGCCUUGGAUACUGUGAGAUGAAACUUGCUGUGAAUGAACUAGUGGAGAAUUGCAGGCAGGGUGGAACUGUUAUCUGCCCUUGGGGAGACUGUGGGGCAGCAGCAAAAAGGAAAUGCGGCACCUUGAUAAUUUCCCCAGCUUUUCCCCCUGAGGAAGUCAUAGAUACCUUAGGAGCUGGAGAUACCUUCAUUGGUGCUGCUGUUUUUGCCCUGAAUCAAGGUGAAAACCUUCAAGAAUCUGUGAAAUUUGCCUGCAAAGUUGCUGGUGCAAAGUGUGGCAUAAUGGGGAACCAAGGUCUAAGGGAAUGACGUUCUAUUAAAUUUCAUGAGCAUUUUGUUCAGCCAUUCCAAUAAUAAUGAAUAUAAUUAAAGAUAUUAUACAUGGAGUUCACUGAAUUAGACAUAAAAGUGUUGUUAAAUA